CAUCAAGCAUCAUCAAGACCGAAGCUUAUAACUUCAUCCCACUCAACUCACUCAACCUCUCAUCUUCAGCUUUGAUACCCAACCGCCACCAUGUCUGAGCGAAAGGUGCUAACCAAGUACUACCCCCCGGACUUCGACCCCAGCGCCAUCACGCGGGUCCCGAAACACCUGCGCAAGACAGGCCCGAAGGUGAUCACCGUGCGUUUGAUGGCGCCGUUCUCCAUGAAAUGCGACAAGUGUGGAGAAUUCAUUUACAAAGGCCGAAAAUUCAACGCACGAAAAGAAACCACCUCCGAAAAAUACUUCUCGAUUCCGAUCUACCGCUUCUACAUCCGGUGCACGCGAUGUAGCGGGGAGAUCACCUUCGUGACGGACCCGAAGAACAUGGAUUACCGGGCGGAGCGGGGGGCGAAGCGGAAUUUCGAGCCGUGGCGGGACGCGUCGCAGGUGCCGAACCACGACGAGACGGAACAAGAGAUUCUGGACCGACUGGAGCGGGAGGAAGGGGAGGAAGUCGAGCAGGAGGAGAGGGAUAAGAUGGCGGAGUUGGAGGAGAAGAUGUUGGAUUCGAAGCGGGAGAUGGCGAUUGCGGAUGCGUUGGAUGAGAUCCGCACGCGGAAUGCGCGGAUGGAGCGGACGGAGGCGCUCGGGGAAGAGGGGACGUUGACGGCGUUGGAGAGGGUGAGGGAUCAGAAGGAUGAGGAGGCGCUGCGAGUCGAAAGGGAGAUUGAGGAGGCCGCUCGAAAGGCGUUUAUGACGGAGGAUGGGGUCAGGGUGAAGCGGUUGGUUGAUGAUGAUGCAGAAGAAGACCACAAAACUGCAACGGCGGCGGGUGCAAAGCCGGCCUCGUCAUCAUCAUCAUCUUCUUCAUCAACGAUGAAACCCCCGGGCGAUCAGCCGGCCCCGUCUUUUGCCCGCGUCAAAAAGGCCAAGAAGCCUUUGGCCAAUAGCUUGGGCAUCAAGAAGAAGGCUAAGCCCUCGUUGGUAUAAGUCUCUGCAUUUGUGUUGAUUUGCUCCUCUAUGAUCUUCUCGCUCGACACUACCAAGGCGUUUGGUUGCAUGGCUAAGCAUGGGAGGUUUAUUACUACGAACUUACGGUUAAAUUUUUGUCUGGCUCAUACAAUCCUUUCAUUCUGCUGAUGAAUCAUACUUGUGCACGACGCAUGAGCUAUAACGUUAUCUCUUACACUGCAUACCUUACUACUCGUAACAGCAGUCAAUGUCUAGAUUGAUAUCUGCCUGAAUUAAAUUAUGAUACAU
Molecule: messenger RNA, 1260 nt
Organism: Aspergillus saccharolyticus JOP 1030-1
Lineage: Eukaryota; Fungi; Ascomycota; Eurotiomycetes; Eurotiales; Aspergillaceae
Product: Saf4/Yju2 family protein
Exons: 3
Coding region: 91-990 (299 amino acids)
Biological process (GO): mRNA splicing, via spliceosome
Cellular component (GO): U2-type catalytic step 1 spliceosome
Source: RefSeq, a predicted model, not a curated record